Molecule: messenger RNA, 1896 nt
Organism: Penicillium canariense
Lineage: Eukaryota; Fungi; Ascomycota; Eurotiomycetes; Eurotiales; Aspergillaceae
Gene: skn7
Exons: 7
Coding region: 1-1896 (631 amino acids)
Biological process (GO): regulation of DNA-templated transcription; phosphorelay signal transduction system
Molecular function (GO): phosphorelay response regulator activity; DNA-binding transcription factor activity; sequence-specific DNA binding
Source: RefSeq, a predicted model, not a curated record
AUGGAUGGUGGCCAGACCUCGUCGAAUCCCGCCCCCGCUGGGAACUCCAGCGAUUUUGUUCGCAAACUGUACAAAAUGUUGGAGGAUCCCUCCUACGCGUCCAUCGUGCGCUGGGGGGAUGAAGGGGAUAGCUUCGUGGUCCUUGAGUGCGAAAAAUUCACCAAGACUAUCCUGCCCAAACACUUCAAGCACAGCAACUUCGCCAGUUUCGUGCGCCAACUCAACAAGUAUGAUUUCCACAAGGUUCGACAGAAUAACGAGGAGAACGGCCAGUCGCCGUAUGGGCAAAAUGCGUGGGAGUUUAAGCACCCCGAGUUCCGGGCCAACAGCAAGGACUCGCUAGACAACAUUCGCCGGAAGGCCCCUGCUCCCCGCAAGCAGGCCCAGAGCAACGACGAGUCCGUCCCCACCCAGCAGAUCGAUUUGCUCAACCAACAGAUUGUCGCCCAGCAGCAGCAGAUUCAGCAUCUUUCAGAUCGCUAUGCUCAGCUCACAGUGGACCAUCAGCUCAUGUUGCAGGAGGUGAUGCGCGUGCAGAAGACUGUCUUGAAUCAUGAGAAUGUUAUUCACCAGGUGAUGACUUAUUUGCUCUCGGUGGAUGCGCGCCAACGGAGGGACAGCAAGGCUGUCUCAUUCCAGGGACAGGGCAGCGCCGCCAUAAGCCCCUCGCAGGUUGGAGCUGCGGAUGAUGAACCAUCAUCGCCUCUCCAGCAGGCGUCGAAGCUCUUGAAUGACAUGCAUGCAGAGAUCCAGUUCAACCUCACCGGGAUGGAUUCGGCGGCCAACGAUGCCCAGAAGGCGGGUGUAGUCCCAGUGGCAGCUCCCCCCAUGGAUCCUGCUGCACGGAAUGGGGCCGCGCGUCCAGGGACCAGCGCACCACCGAACGCGGCGUUGGUCUAUCCCAAGAUGGGCGGCGACUUGGAGCAAGUGGUGUACCCGGUGGGCACGAGCAAUGGCAUCGACCCCAUGUAUAGCGAGCACGUGAAUAACGUGCCGUACCCCAUGCCUGCCAAGCCAGAGAUUGACUCUGCGGAGGCGCGGCGCCAGUACCCAGACACGAACCGCAAAAAGACCACCAACGUCGACCCCGGCUGGAUGCGCAGUCCGCAAAUCCUUUUGGUGGAAGAUGACGCUACUUGCCGACAGAUUGGCGGCAAAUUCCUGUACUCCUUCAAUUGCGUGAUUGACACUGCUUUUGACGGCUUGGAGGCUGUGAACAAGAUGCAGGGUGGCUCGAAGUACGAUUUGAUUCUCAUGGAUAUCAUCAUGCCGAACUUGGACGGCGUGUCCGCCUGCCACCUCAUCCGCCAAUUCGACCGAACUCCCAUUAUCGCCAUGACCUCCAACAUCCGCAGUGAUGAUAUUCAGCUCUACUUCCAACACGGUAUGGACGACGUUCUUCCGAAGCCGUUCACUAGAAAGAGUCUGCUCGGUAUGCUUGAGAAGCAUUUGGUACAUCUCAAGACUAUGCCGCAGGGUAUCGAGGCCGCCCCGCCAGCCGCGGCCGCGGUGACAAUGGCUGCCCAAACAUCCGCCUCCCAAUCGAUCAAAGAGGACAGUUCCCCAGGCCAAUCUCCGGCCGGUUCGAUGAGCAACUGGCAAUCACCAGGCCAAUUCCAGGGCAUGCCGACGGUUCCACCCACCAUGCCCGCAGUCCAACAAUACGUGGCCGCCCCCGGAGCACCCCCGGGAGCAUACACGGUUGACCAGAAUGGCGUUCAGUUUCCUGCACCGCCCGCCGUCACGGUUCCUUCCACCGGUGCCCCUCCUCGGCCCCAGCAUCGCCGGCAAAUGUCUGAGAUGUCCAGCGCCACAGAGAACCCCAACGUAAAACGGCAGCGCAUGUACCCCCAACCCCAGCCGAUGAUGGCUGUGCAAGCUGGGCGUCCUGGCUAA